Messenger RNA from Olea europaea var. sylvestris, 2845 nucleotides. RefSeq names its product probable cytosolic oligopeptidase A. Gene Ontology annotation, molecular function: metalloendopeptidase activity. Gene Ontology annotation, biological process: proteolysis; peptide metabolic process. NCBI's taxonomy places the organism in Eukaryota, Viridiplantae, Streptophyta, Magnoliopsida, Lamiales, Oleaceae. The coding region runs from base 144 to 2495 and encodes 783 amino acids. The transcript has 16 exons. The record is from RefSeq and is a predicted model, not a curated record.
AUGUGUCGGACUUGAUGGGUUCCAACUAGGGAGAAAUUUUCAUGAGUUGAAUUCAAACCUAACCUUGAAAUCAAAACCGUUGUUCAACCAUCAUUUCACGCAGUGAGUUGCACUCAACAGAAAAUUUUUGGCAACAAGGGAAAAUGAGCAAAGCUAGGAUCUUUACUGCUACUGCACUUCUUCUUAUACUUCACUUGUUAAUCUCUGUAUCUCGAUCAAUUCUUCUUCAACCCAUCUGCCCCCUAAUAGAUUCCCAUUCCCUUUCUUACCCCAAACAACUCUUUAAAUCCUAUCCCUGUCCUCUCUGGUCUUCUUCUUUCUCCCUCUGCCUUCUCCAUUUCCGCUCUCCUCGAAGAUCAACCGCCGCCCUUCGAUCCUACUCUUCAUCGACGGUCAUCAGAACUGAAAAUAAUCCGCUGUUGAAGGACUUCUAUUUCCCGCCUUUUGAUUCCAUCAAGGCUGCCCACGUUCGCCCUGGGAUCCGUAGCUUGAUAAAACAACUCGAACGUGAAUUGGAGGAACUGGAGAGGACAGUAGAGCCCACGUGGCAGAAGCUUGUGGAGCCACUGGAAAGGAUAGUAGAUAGACUGGUGGUGGUAUUGGGUGUUAUUUCCCAUCUCAAGUCUGUCAAAGAUGAUCCAGAGCUUCGCUCUGCCAUUGAAGAAGUUCAGCCGGAAACAGUGGCGUUUCAUCUUAAGUUAGGUCAGAGUAAGGCCAUCUACAAUGCGUUCAAAGCUAUUAAGGAGUCUCCAGAUUGGGACACACUAAGUGAUGCUAAAAAGCGGAUAGUUGAAUCACAAAUCAAGGAUGCUGUUUUAACUGGUAUUGCCCUCGAGGAUGAUAAAAGAGAGAAAUUCAAUAAAAUUGAACAGGAACUGGCAAAACUAUCAAAAAAAUUUGGGGAGAAUGUUUUGGAUGCAACAAAGAGGUUUGAAAAACUAAUAACGGAUAAGAAAGAUGUUGAAGGAUUGCCAGCUACUGCUCUUGGAUUGACUGCAAAAACUGCAAUGUCUAAGGGUCAUGAGAAUGCUACUGCGGAGAAUGGACCAUGGAUGAUUACGUUAGAUGCCCCAAGUUUUAUGGCUGUAAUGCAGCACGCUAAAAAUAGAACUUUACGCGAGGAAGUAUACCGUGCCUUUGUAAACCGUGCAUCUACUGGAGAUCUUGAUAACACGGCAAUAAUUGACCAAAUUCUGAAGCUUAGGCUGGAAAAGGCUAAACUUCUUGGGUACAAUAACUAUGCAGAGGUAAGCAUGGCUACCAAGAUGGCUACUGUUGAAAAGGCAGACGAGCUUCUUGAAAAACUUCGCAGUGCAUCAUGGAAUCCUGCAGUUCAAGAUAUGGAGGACCUUAAAUACUUCUCAAAAAAUCAAGGUGUUCCAAAAGCUGAUAAUUUGAGCCAUUGGGAUAUCGGCUUUUGGAGUGAGAGGCUUCGUGAAUCAAAAUAUGAAAUAAAUGAGGAAGAUUUGCGUCCUUACUUUUCAUUUCCUAAAGUAAUGGAUGGUCUUUUCAGUCUUGCAAAUAAGUUGUUUGGAAUCAAUAUUGAGCCUGCUGAUGGUUUAGCUCCGGUUUGGAAUGACGAUGUUCGAUUUUACCGUGUCAACGAUUCUUCAGGCAGCCCAAUUGCUUUUUUCUACUUUGAUCCAUAUUCGCGUCCAUCUGAAAAACGUGGAGGAGCAUGGAUGGAUGAAGUAGUUGGUCGAAGUCGUGUCUUGUCACAAGAUGGUUCCUCUCCUAGGUUGCCUGUUGCCCACAUGGUGUGCAACCAAAUGCCACCUGUAGGGGACAAGCCAAGCCUUAUGACAUUUCGUGAGGUUGAGACUGUCUUCCAUGAAUUUGGUCAUGCACUUCAACAUAUGCUAACAAAGCAGGAUGAGGGUUUGGUUGCUGGGAUACGAAACGUUGAGUGGGAUGCUGUAGAAUUACCCUCUCAAUUCAUGGAAAAUUGGUGCUAUCAUAGAGAUACAUUGAUGAGCAUUGGUAAGCAUUACGAAACAGGAGAGAGUAUUCCGGACGACAUAUACAAAAAGCUUCUUGCUGCUAGGACCUUCCGUGCUGGCUCCCAGAGUCUUCGUCAGAUUAAAUUGGCAUCUCUCGAUCUUGAGUUGCACACCAAGUAUGUGCCAGGUGGUUCAGAGUCUAUCUAUGAUGUUGACAGAAGGGUUAGUAAAAGAACGCAAAUACUUCCUCCACUUCCAGAGGAUAAGUUCCUUUGCAGUUUCAGUCAUAUAUUUGCAGGUGGAUAUGCUGCUGGAUACUACAGUUACAAGUGGGCAGAGGUGUUGUCUGCUGAUGCUUUCUCAGCAUUUGAGGAUGCUGGAUUAGAUGAUGACAAGGCCGUGAAAGAAACAGGACAUAGAUUCCGAGAAACUGUACUUGCUCUUGGAGGUGGAAAAGCACCUGUUGAGGUUUUCAUUGAAUUCCGAGGGCGGGAACCUUCUCCAGAGCCACUUCUUCGGCACAACGGGUUGUUGCAAGUUGCAGCCUCUCUAUGAGUUUAGGUGCUUUAAUUUCACAAUCAAAGUGUACUACACCGGAAAAUAAUUUCAGGCUAUACCUGCAAGGAAAAACAGAUUUAGGCUCUAUAUGGGUGAUCUUGGUUUGGAACCCUCGCUAACUAACAUUAGCUGCAGAAUCUGCUUGUCUAGGACUCGAUUUUGGUACUAGUCCAUAAUGAUCAAAGUCGACUCGUGAUCCUAUGAGUGGAGCAAAUUUAGUAAAGCUACUGGUACCCAUAUCAGAGAAGUGUGCAUAUAAGCUCUCCAAAAGCCAUUGUUUUGUAUUAUGGUGUUAUAAAAUCAAUUCAGAACAUUAAUAAAGUGGACUUCUCUUUCCAUGCUUUUAA